AUGCCCACUGCUAAGAAGUAUGCUGGAAUCAAGAAGCUAAAAAUAUCUGAAGCCGACAAAAUAGCGAUUCGCCCAUCGUAUGAGAAGUAUCGCUAUGAGACAGCAGCUGAUGAUGAUGUUUAUGAUGAUGAAUAUGAUGAUGGUUAUGAGCAAAGAGAAUUCAAGGUUGAACCUCUGAAUGCACAAUCAACUUCGGAAGAAAGUGAUGAAGAAGAAUCGGAAGGAACCGAUAGCGCUUUGGCACCCCCGCAGCAGGGAAGACCCACACGAGGACGUGGAGGAGGAGUUACCACCUACAGGAGGGGUGGUGGGGCAGGGACGCAAAAAAGUGGAGGAGGCGAAUCAUCUGGUGCUGCUGCAACAAGUAAGCUUUUGUGAUU
Cylicostephanus goldi is the source of this 380-nucleotide messenger RNA. Lineage: Eukaryota; Metazoa; Nematoda; Chromadorea; Rhabditida; Strongylidae. The record is from the annotation of a GenBank genome assembly.